GCUGGACGCAUUAAACUAAUAUACAGAGAGAUAAAAACACUGAUGGACUGAUUAAUGCAGAUAUGAAGUGGUGCCUCCCACGGUCUGUGCCGCUUUUUAAAUACCUUCUGGGUAUGGUUUCAACUAAUUUUACUGUAUAUAUUAAAUAAUAUAUCUCUGCAUAAAAACACAUGUCCUUGUUAUAAAGCACAGAAGGAAAAACAGUCAGCAUUUAAUAGUGAGCGGGCUGAUUUAUUCUUUAUUGUUCAGUAUUGGGAUCACGUGUACAUGUCACCCAAUCGAAUGGCCAGGAACCUUCAACUUAUUAGCCCACUGUAGUUCUUUGUGAAGCCAAGUUGCUACUUGAUUUCUACAGAUUGCUAUUUUCUCAAGAUAGUGUGGUGUACGUGUGGGUGUGUUUGUGUGCGUUCAUGUGUGUGUUUACGACUGUGCAUUUGCCAUGUCUACUUCAGGGACGCUAAAUAGUUACUACGUGGACUCUCUAAUUCUGUCUGAAAGCGAAGAUCUUCUAGCGCCAAGAUACCCGGGUCCUGCGCUGCAGCACGCGAGGCAGAACCCGGUAACCGAACAUGCCGAGUUCGGGCCUUGCACUUUCCAGUCGAAACCAUCCGUUUUCGGGUCAUCCUGGAGCCCGGUACCUGCCCAGUUUCCAAACGGUGUGUCUUCCGUGUGUCAUCCGCACGCACACUCCCAGGGCUUGGGGGAUUCGGAUGGACGGUAUGUGCAAUCCUGGGUGCUCGAGCCCAUCUCUGGAUCGCUGCCUUUCGGUGGAUUACCAUCGAGCCAGCACAGUGCCGUCAAACCCGAGACUCCGGGGUGCAGGGGUGACAGCACAGCGCUGGGUUCGCACACGUUGCUCCUGUCCGACUUUGCAAACGCAUCAUCUCCUGCGCACGAGGAUCGCUUCUUUAGCCAGACCACCAUCGCAGACCCCAAUGAGGAGAGUGGGUCCCUCAAUAAACCAGACCUGCAUCCCAAUCAUCCCGUGUCCAACUGGCUUCACGCGAGCUCGACGAGAAAAAAACGGUGUCCAUAUUCUAAGCACCAGAUUCUGGAGCUGGAAAAGGAGUUUCUCUUUAACAUGUACCUCACCAGAGACCGUAGAUACGAAGUUGCAAGACUCCUCAAUCUGACCGAAAGACAAGUUAAAAUCUGGUUCCAGAACCGGAGGAUGAAGAUGAAGAAAUUCAAUAAAGAUGGGCCGAAAGACGACUAAUAUGAGCUGUGCAAAAUGAGAUAUUUCCGUGUUGGAUUGUUUUAGACAUUAACCAAAUAUGCAUUCUGCAUAUACUUUAUUGUUCCUUAAUAUCAGACGGAGUCAAAGAUGCCAGCAUGUCUGACUCCAUCGAUAGAUUUAAUCUCCAUUUCCUCUUUACAUAAACUACCUUGUAUUGCACAAACUAACGGUCUGUAGAAAGCACUGUGUCUGUUUUGUUACAACGAUGUAGACUGUAAGGCCUAGUCGUAUUUGAGACUUUUAUUAUUAGAUUUAUUGUGCUUGUUUGUGACUGUAUGUCGUUACGUAUUAGAUUUGGUCUGCUGGUUAUGUGUAUUUCAGGGUGCUUGGAGCUUCAUUGGGAUUGCAUUAAUCACAAUGUACGCGUUCGAGACAAAUGCAUUAUAACGGCGCACCAUUGUCAAAAGUAAUGCAUUGUUAACACUGAUUUAGGUGCAUGACCUCCUAAAAUCUUACUAAGUGGAAAAAAUGUUUAAAUUAUGUAGAAGUUUUAAUGUUUUGACUACCUAUAUGCCUCAACUACCUAUAUGCAUUAAGAAUUUUUAUUUGGCAUAGCAAUGAUUGUUGGUCCACACACCUAAGGAACUUGUGAACAUCUACAAGAAUUGAAGAAAGUAAGGGGGCAUUUUUCGAAUAAAAAUAGCACUGUACACAUUCUAGGACGAAUACCUCAUGAUCUCUUGAUCAAGCAUUUCUGUCCUCAAAUGUACUUUGUACGUUGGUUAAGAAAUAA
Messenger RNA from Scleropages formosus (Asian bonytongue), 1970 nucleotides. RefSeq names its product homeobox A9a (gene hoxa9a). Gene Ontology annotation, cellular component: nucleus. NCBI's taxonomy places the organism in Eukaryota, Metazoa, Chordata, Actinopteri, Osteoglossiformes, Osteoglossidae. Gene Ontology annotation, biological process: regulation of transcription by RNA polymerase II; anterior/posterior pattern specification; embryonic skeletal system morphogenesis. The transcript is spliced from 2 exons. Gene Ontology annotation, molecular function: DNA-binding transcription factor activity, RNA polymerase II-specific; RNA polymerase II cis-regulatory region sequence-specific DNA binding. The coding region runs from base 440 to 1216 and encodes 258 amino acids. The record is from RefSeq and is a predicted model, not a curated record.